AUGAUCACAACCAGUUCUUCUGUCACCACCACCAUUAUCUUCACUCUAAUUCUUACAUUGGCAUGUUGCACCACAUCUGCCCCAUCUCCGGGACCGGAAACCGCUGCGGCUCCAGCACCCGAGAGCAAUGGCUGCAUAAUAGCACUAGCAAACAUGUCAGACUGCCUGACCUAUGUAGAAGAUGGGAGUAAUUUGACAAAACCAGAUAAAGGGUGCUGCCCUGAGUUGGCGUGGUUGGUUGAUAACAACCCCAUUUGCUUGUGUGAGUUGCUUGGUAAACCUGACGCUAUUGGCGUCACGAUUGAUUUGAACAAAGCUCUCAAGCUACCUUCAAUUUGUGGAGUCUCUACUCCCCCUGUUAGCGUCUGUUCAGCUGUGGGAGUCCCUGUGUCCUUGCCUCCAUCAAUUAGUGAAGGUUCUGUUUCACCGAAUAUAGCUCCAGGACCUUCCAAUCCUUCAACUAAUGCUCCUUCUAGUGCUCCUUCCAGUUCUUCAACUAAUGCUCCUCCUAGUCCUGGUGGUCCAGCCCCUUCUUCUUCAGAUACUUCUAUCAGUCCUUCUCAAAACAAAAAUGGAGUUUCAGCCAUUAAAGCCUCUGCUUUGACUAACUUCAUUUUUGGCCUGUCCACUCUCUUUGUCUCCUCAUUCUUCUGA
Messenger RNA from Sphenostylis stenocarpa, 654 nucleotides. Lineage: Eukaryota; Viridiplantae; Streptophyta; Magnoliopsida; Fabales; Fabaceae. The record is from the annotation of a GenBank genome assembly.